This is a messenger RNA of Maniola jurtina (meadow brown), 2145 nucleotides long. RefSeq names its product UDP-glucosyltransferase 2 (gene Ugt50B3). The coding region runs from base 326 to 1969 and encodes 547 amino acids. Gene Ontology annotation, molecular function: UDP-glycosyltransferase activity. The transcript is spliced from 7 exons. Lineage: Eukaryota; Metazoa; Arthropoda; Insecta; Lepidoptera; Nymphalidae. The record is from RefSeq and is a predicted model, not a curated record.
GCUAGGCUUUAGUGGUGAGAGGUACUACCUAAAGCCUGUCAGUGUCGGUACCGCGCGAAAAACGCACGCGCAAUCGAUUCGAAUAUCGAACGGAUUUUUUCUUGAAUUUAUUUUUUAUUUUUGAAUGAACGUGCUGUGGAUUCAAGUGAGUUUAGUUUAUAUUUGUGGAUGUUUUUUUCUAAAAAGGUUUUAAUACUUGACUGGUCUGCUCGAGAGCGGUGCAUUCUCAAGACAGUCAGUGUUAGUGAAGUGAGUGUUACAGUGGAUGUGAUAAUAACAGUGAAUUGUGCAGUGUUGCCAGCUUUAUUGCGAUUUCCUUUUCAUCAUGAAGGGCUCUCGGUGGCCGAUAGUAUGCCUGCCGAUCUUGCUGGCAGCAUCGGCCUGCGGGAGCGACAUCCUCAUGGUCACGAUGGGUGGCACCAAGUCACACAAGAUCCCAUUCCUCGAGCUGGCACAGGGUCUUAUCAGAAGGAACCACAAUAUCACACUAAUCAGCCCGUUCUCCCCCGACUUCCACAUCGAGGGUCUGGAGGAGAUCGUCCCGGAAGGCCUGUCUUCCUUCGUCCGCGGCUACAUGACCUUCGACCUGGUUGGCGCUAGGAUGCGGGGAGAGGAACCACUGCCUUAUAAGGAUAUCAUCAGAUAUGGUUAUGAGGCUUGCGAGGCCUUCCUCAGCGAUUACGAGACGAGAUCCUUUUUGCGGUCAGGAAGGAGCUACGAUCUGAUCAUGUUGGAUGGAGCCUACCCAGAAUGUGCUUUAGGCCUGGUCUAUCGUAUGAAGCUCCCUUUCAUGUACAUCAAUACCGUGGGUUUCUACGCCGGACCGACGAGCAUAUCUGGUAGCCCAGCACCGUACUCCGUAACUCCAAUUUUUGCCAAAGCUUUUACAGACAACAUGGGAUUUGUGGACAGAGCAUUGAACACUUUCUGGCAUCUUGGAGCAAUGUUGGGCCAUGGGAUCAGCGUGACGAUUUUACAAGGGGUGUUGAGAAGACAUUUCGGACCGCAAAUGCCGCAUGUAUACGAUAUGGGGAAGAAUGUCAGCUUUAUUCUUCAGAAUGGGCAUUAUUCAGUCUCUUACCCGAGACCGUUCUUGCCAAAUGUGGCUGAAGUUGCGUGUAUUCAUUGCAAGGAAUCGAAGAAUUUGAAUCCUGAUCUAGAAGAUUGGAUAUCCGGUGCUGGAGCAGCAGGUUUUGUGUACGUUUCCAUGGGAUCUUCAGUGAAAACGAACAAAAUGCCGCUCUCCGCUCAUCGUCUGUUCAUCGAUGCCUUGGGAAGGCUACCGCAAAGGGUGUUGUGGAAACAGGACGGAGAACAGAACUUGACAGAUAUUCCGUCCAACAUACGUCUUUACAACUGGUUGCCUCAACAGGAUUUGUUAGGUCACCCGAAGAUAAAAGUGUUCAUCACCCACGGAGGUCUCCUCAGCAUGUUUGAGACAGUCUACCACGCAGUCCCCAUCAUCAGCAUACCAGUGUUCUGCGACCACGACUCCAACGCAGCCAAAGCAGAGCUGGAUGGCUACGCGAAAAAACUCGACCUCCAAUAUUUGACAUCAGACAAAUUGUACAGAGCAAUCAAAGAAGUAAUAAACGAACCAAAGUACAAGAUACAGGUUAAAAGUAGACAGAUACUUCUGAGAGAUCAAAAAGAAACUCCCUUGGAAAGGGCUAUUUAUUGGACCGAGUACGUGAUACGGCACAAAGGAGCUUAUCAUUUACAAUCGCCGGGCAAAGAUUUGAAUAUCUUCCAGUAUUAUUUGUUGGAUGUAGCGUUAGCCUUUCUAAUUGCAAUGUUUACAACUUUCGCUCUUAUAGCUUUUGUAGUAAGAUUCAGUUUCAAAUGGCUAGUCGAUUAUGUACAAAGUAAACGUAUGGAUAAGUUGAUUGAUAAAUCUAGUGAUUUAUUGAAGAGAUCCACGAAAUUAAUACGAGUAGAUCAAGCGUCGAUAGCGAAGAAGAGGUUGUAAGUACCAAAUUAAGAUGUUAGGCUCAAGGCACAUGUUAUUGCGGCAGAGACAAAGUGCAGCGACGUGUCUUUUCUACAAUGUUUCAAAGUAAACUGAGCUUUAGUUCCGCCACAUAAUACUCGAUAGCACCUUCACUAUGUAAUGUACACGCGUGUGAAACAAAAUUAAAAAUAAAA